Messenger RNA from Phanerochaete carnosa HHB-10118-sp, 1245 nucleotides. RefSeq lists its product as uncharacterized. Bases 53 to 1108 code for a protein of 351 amino acids. NCBI's taxonomy places the organism in Eukaryota, Fungi, Basidiomycota, Agaricomycetes, Polyporales, Phanerochaetaceae. The transcript has 12 exons. The record is from RefSeq and is a predicted model, not a curated record.
ACCCCCCGCACUUGACACACAGACCAAUUUUCUUGGACAUAAGACUGGCAACAUGACUGAGGCUCCAAAGGCGAAGAUGUCAUACGUACGCCUGGGCAACUCUGGGCUAAAGGUGUCCAAGAUUAUCCUUGGGUGCAUGUCCUACGGUCUCAAGGGCUGGGCAGACUGGGUCCUCGAUGAGGAGGAGGCCAUCAAGCACAUCAAAUACGCGCACGAUGCCGGCAUACAGACAUUUGACACCGCCAAUGUUUACUCCAACGGCCAUUCGGAGGUUAUCCUUGGCAACGCUAUCCGCAAGCUAGGGCUUCGGCGCGAGGAGUUAGUCAUCAUGACCAAACUCUCUGGUGCGAUGUCCACAGACCCGAACGUCAAUAUCUUCCGCUCGGGUAAGACGCCUCAAGAAUUUGGUAUUAUUAAUCAGAUAGGACUGAACCGCAAGCACGUUUUCGACUCCGUCAAGGCGAGCCUGAAGCGUCUGCAGGUCGACUACAUCGACGUUUUACAAUGCCACAGGUUCGACGUGACCACGCCGAUCGAGGAGGUAAUGCAAGCGCUGCACGAUGUUGUCCAGGCGGGCUAUGUCCGUUACAUCGGCAUGAGCUCCUGCCACGCCUACCAAUUCCACGCCAUGCAAAAUUACGCAAUCAACAACAAGCUCACGCCGUUCAUCUCGAUGCAAAAUCACUAUAACCUCGUCUACCGCGAAGAGGAGCGCGAGAUGAUCCCGACAUUGAAGAUGUUUGGCGUCGGCUCGAUCCCUUGGUCUCCGCUCGCGCGUGGCCUGCUCACGCGCCCGUUCUCCGUGACGACUGAGAAGGGCACAUCGCGCACAAAGUCUGAUGCGUGGGUUCACGGCUACACCGGCCCGGGCACGCCUGCGGUUGUCGCACGCGUUGAGGAGCUCGCUCAAAAGAAAGGCGCGACCAUGGCGCAAAUCGCACUUGCAUGGGAGCUUGCCAAAGAUGGAGUCACCGCGCCCAUUGUUGGCACAACGAACCUACAGAACCUGAAAGAGAUUAUCGAUGCACUCGACAUUAAACUCACCGACGAAGAGAUCAAGUAUCUCGAGGAGCAGUACCAGCCAACGGCGAUCUUUGGGCACCAGUAGAUGGUUAGUCUACCUGAGUAAAGCACUGUAUGGGGCCGUCUACUGCCAGUGGUGCCGAAUUGCGGAGUGCACGUCAGAAGACGAAGAAAGUAGAACUGUACGAGCUCCAACGCGUAAUAUGACGCCCGAAAGUUUGC